This is a messenger RNA of Fusarium redolens, 1476 nucleotides long. Its product is annotated as general substrate transporter. NCBI's taxonomy places the organism in Eukaryota, Fungi, Ascomycota, Sordariomycetes, Hypocreales, Nectriaceae. Gene Ontology annotation, biological process: carbohydrate transport; transmembrane transport. Gene Ontology annotation, cellular component: membrane. The transcript is spliced from 3 exons. The coding region runs from base 1 to 1476 and encodes 491 amino acids. The record is from RefSeq and is a predicted model, not a curated record. Gene Ontology annotation, molecular function: carbohydrate:proton symporter activity.
AUGGCUCUGCCUCCAUCGCCUGUUGACACCAGGCGUUGGUGGAAAUCACCCAAUCUGCGCACUCUCAACUUUCUCAUGAUGAUCCCACUUCUGUCCAUCUUUUCCCAAGGUUUCGACGGGAGUAUGAUGAAUGGUCUGCAGUCCGUCACUCACUGGCAGACUUACUUCGGAACUCCAACAGGAGCUAUGCUCGGUUUCUUCAACGCUGCCUAUCCCCUCGGUGGAAUCCUAGGCACUUUUCUCAUCUCACCCGCGGCCGAUACCUUUGGACGAAGAUGGGGUCUCGCUACUGGAGCUGCUCUUUGCUGUAUCGGUGCGGCUAUACAGGGCGCUGCUAUGAAUAUUGCCAUGUUUAUCAUCUCACGAGUCAUUAUCGGUGCAGGCAGUGUUGUUGUUGCUGGAGUUGGCGCUCCUUACAUCACAGAGAUUGCGCACCCGGCUCAGCGAAGUACGGCUACAGCUCUCUUUCUCACCUUUUACUCCGUCGGAUCGAUCAUUGCCGGCUGGUGCACGUUUGGUACAUUCCGCAUUGACAGCACUGCAUCUUGGCGUAUUCCAUCAGCCCUGCAGGGCCUUCCCUCUAUCAUCCAGCUUCUUUUUGUCUGGUUUGUCCCAGAGUCGCCCCGAUGGCUCGUCAGCAAGGGUCGUAACGAUGAGGCACUUCAGAUGCUUGCCAAGUACCAUGGCGAGGGUGACUCCUCUGACCCUGUCGUUCAGUUUGAGUACACCGAGAUCCUUGAGACGCUGAGUGCAGAGGCAUCUAGUCAGAACAACAUGUUUGCUUUCCUGAAGGACCUGGGAAGUACUCCUGGUAACCGCAGGCGCAUGUUUAUCAUGAUCUGGGCAGCUAUCUGCUCACAGAUGUCUGGCAAUGCCUUUGUCUCAUAUUACCUCUCGCCCAUCCUGCACUCUGUCGGACUCAACUCGGAUCUUCAGCAGACUCUCAUCAAUGCCACCAACCAGAUGCUUUCUUGGUUCAGUGCCAUUUACUUCGCCACGUUGCCGGCAAAGGUUGGCCGUCGCAAGCUUUUCCUGUGGUCUCUUGCUGCCAUCUGGGUCAUCGAUAUUUGCAUCACUGCAGGAAGUGCCGUAUUCGCCAAGGACAACACCAACAAAGCUGCCGCGUAUACUGUCGUUGCGUUCCUUUACCUCUUUUCACCUGCUUAUAAUCUUGGUUUCAACGGCAAUCUUGGACUUUACAUCCCCGAGAUCCUCCCUUAUCGUAUGCGAACCAAGGGACUGUCGUUUUUCUACUUUGUCCAGUUCUGCUUCAUGAUGCUUUCAACCUUUGUUGUGCCUAUUGGACUCAAAGAUAUAACUUGGAAGUUCUACAUCAUCUUCACAAAGGGACCAUCGUUAGAAGAGAUCGCUUGGAUCUUCGAUAGCCCUAGUGGUGGUGUUGGUAUGCAUUCAGCUCGAGCUGAGGGCAAGACUUCGACAAUUAUUGAGCAUGCAGAUGGCAAGGAGUCCGUCUAA